UCCGCGCUCGGCGGACGGGAGAGCUCACAGCUUCUUGGAGUCCCAAUGGGCGUAUUUUCGGCCGACCCUCCUUGCGCGAGAGCUGCCUAGACGCCGCAAGUUGAUUUUCUGUGAUUCCUCUCCUGCUUUCCUGCCUCUUUGAGUUCUUAGAUCUGUGGCUACAUCGCGGAUUUCGGUCAUUAAGCCAAGCCGGUGGGGAGCCUGGGGCACGAGUCCGCGCUCCCGGCGGUGGUGGAGGAUUCGGGAUGGAACUGGAAUCCCGAUCUGGGAGAAACGGGCUCCUCCAGCUCCCUCCUCACCCUGGCUAGAAGCUUUUGGCAGACGCUGGUUCUCGAAGAGGUCGCAGGCGGUACGGAGGCACCGACCCGGCCUCUGAGGAGGUGGCCUCCAGAUCUCAAAUAGAAAGGCGAAUCAUGUUUUUUUUUUUUUUUUUCUAACUGUAGUUGUUUAGAGGUAUAUGUUUUGAUCUAAAAUUUAAGUAUGCUAUAUCACACGUGGAAUCUUCGGAUACAGUUUUCUGCCUCCCUCUCCAUGGCCCCCCGUGAGGAAAUCCGAUUCGGCCCCUUUUGUUAGGGCCUGGAAGUCUGUACAUAAACCCUUCUUAAGUAGGGUCUAAAUUGACGGUUUCCAGAUCUCCUUGAUAGACGGUGAUCCGAUCAUAACCUUUCACCGAGCAACGCCCCCACCCUCGCAAAACAGCAAAAAAUCCAAACAUUAAAGAGUUCAUAGGGAGAAAGAUCCCAAAUAGCCGUGUAAUGUGCUUACCUUCUAUGUAAACGGAGAAUUCUUUACCUGUCACAUGUGAAAUAUUAGCAAAGGUGACGGAGUAGCCGGUGGCGGAACAAAAUGAACUCUAGGAAUCAGGGGUUUACAGGACAGUCCCUGUCCUCAUGGAAGCGGUAGAUAGAGGAUUAAGAGGAGGCCAACCUGCCAGUGCUUGGAUCCAAACUGUAAUUCGAGGGGCUUUCUGGAUUAGAUGAUGUAUUAGUUUCUUACUGCUUUUCUAUCAAGUUACCACAAACUUAGUGGCUUAAAACAAGCUAUACUGCUUUUUAAAAAAUUUUAUCUACUCAAGAGGAAUAAAUUCUAGGGAUCUGUUGGACUUCAUUGUGCCUAUAGUUAACAAUACUGUGUAUGAACACUUAAAAUCUGGUAAGAGAGAAGAUCUCUAGUUAAGUGUUCCUAACCACAAUUAAAACACACAUUACAGUUCUGGUCAGAAGUCUGAGACUGGUCUCACUGGGCUCAAAUAAAAAAUGUGGUCAGGGCUGCAUUAUAUUCUUAGAGGCUCUGGAAGAUCUGUUGUCACCUUUUCCAGCUUCUAGAGCCUGUCAUUCCUUGGCUUUCUGUCUCCUUGUCCCUUCAGAUCCAGUAAGAAUCUCCUAUCCUACCCUUCUGCCUCCGUUUUGAGAUGCAUUUAGUUAAAACUCUUACCUAAAAUUAAUUUUAGUAUUAUAUAAAGACUUCCUUAAUAUUUUUUCAACCUCAGAAACAGCAGAGAUGAAUUCAUCAUUAUCCUUGAUUCUUAAUACAUCUCAACAUCGGUCCAUGCAGCAUUGGUCCCUGCCCUUAUUUACAUAUUUAAUUACCUUUAAUAAUAUAGUAAAGACCUAUAAACUCAUCCCUGGAUUAUAGCCUAUGUCUAACUCCACGAUCUUCCUGUCCUUUUAUCCCAUCUUAUCCCCAACCUUUCCUGAACCUAGGUAACCAUCUUUCUUAACCUCAUAUUCAUAAUUUCCUUACUUCUCAUUUUAUAUCAUUUUUAAAAAUUUUAUUUUUUAAGUAAUCUCGACAUCCAAUGUGGGGCUCAAACUUACAACCCUGAGAUCAAGAGUUGCAUGCUCUACUGACUGAGACAUCCAGAGGACGGAAGAAGAAUGGCUGCGGGGAGUGUUCCUUCUGAGCUCAUAGAAAGAGAACGGAAAAAGUUGCUUGAAAUCCUCCAACAAGAUCCUGAUUCUGUCUUAGACACAUUAACCUCUCGGAGGCUGGUUUCUGAGGAAGAGUAUGAGACUCUGGAGAAUAUUACAGAUCCCCUGAAGAAAAGUCGAAAGCUGUUAAUUUUGGUACAGAAAAAGGGAGAGGUGUGCUGUCAGCAUUUUCUCAAGUGUUUACUUAGUACUUUUCCAGAGUCAGCUACCAUUUGGGGCUUAGAGCAUGAAUUUUUAAAGCAUGAGAAUAUACAACCUCUUCAACCUAUAGGGAUAAACAAGAAUUCAGAUUUUUUUUCCUCUGGAGAGAAACAGCCUGAGAAUCCUGAGAUCACAGUAUCCUUCACAGAGAAAGAACAUCUGGAUAUGGGAAUCUCUGAAUCCUUUGGGGAGAAGAAAAGAAGUCAUAAAGAAACUGCUUGGACCUCCAGCAAAGAUGAGAAGGAAUACAACACGCCCAAAGUCAUAUCACCACAUUCAGUUGAGAACCCCGAAUAUGAAAUUCCAGCAACUAUUGUUUAUUUACAGGAUGGACAGAGAUAUGAGAAGCCAGAUGAUUCUUUGUACUUAGGAAGAGAGGGAUAUCUAGAAUCCCUUGGGUACUCGGAAGAUGCAGAGCCCGCUGUGGAAGAAAAGGAUUAUAAUCACUCAGAGCACAGUGUUUAUGAUGGCGAAGAGGGCUGGACAUAUUCAGAAACCCUGCACUUCUCUGAGGAAGAACAGAGCUAUGAGGAUUCAGAAACUGGCAUUUCGUUGGAGGAGGAUGAGGAGGAAGAGGAGGAAGAGGAGGAGGAGGAGGAGAAAAGGAGUGAAGAAAGAAAAAACGUGUUUCAAGAUGUCCUAUCAUGUUUAAACAUGGAUAGGAGCAGAAAGCUUCUGCCGGAUGUUGUUAAGCAAUUCUCCUUAGAUCGAGGAUGUAUGUGGACACCUGAGGCUCCCGGAGACUUAGCUUGGAAUUUCCUGAUGAAAGUUCAAGCUCUGGAUGUGACAGCCAGAGAUACAGUCCUCAGACACAGGGUUCCGGGUGAAGAUGGCAAAGAGGAAUUGGUGACUGGGGUAGAGAAUUUGGAAAUCAGAGAUGUACAAACCAUUCAUCCCUUUGAUGUUCUUUGUGCCUCUAUGCUUUGUUCAGACAGCUCCUUGCAGCGUGAAGUCAUGUCAAACAUGUAUCAGUGCGGGUUUGCUCUUCCCCUGCUCCUGCCAGAUGCAGAAAACAAUAAAAGCAUCUUAAUGCUAGGGGCCAUGAAGGACAUUGUGAAAAAGUGGUCAACACAGUCUUCAGGAGGGCCUCCAGGGGACACAGAAAAGUUUCCGAAGAUGCCUGUCAUCUCCUUUGUGCGCCUAGGGUACUGUAGCUUCUCCAAGUCCAGAAUCCUCAACAGAUUGCUUGGUCCUGCCCAACUGAAAUCACACAAAAUCUUUCUCCAUCAGGAUUUUACUGUCCCAGUGCUUCCCCGGCAAAUCUCUGAUGGCCUGGUUGAGAUAAUGUGGCAUUUUCCUGAGCGAGACUGUCUAAAGGAAAACCCUAGUUUUUUCCAGAAGCCUGUUGCUCUGGCCAACCUCCGUGGAGACCUAGAAAAUUUUUGGACACAGUUUGGUUUUUUGGUGGAAAUUUCCUCAGCUGUGUUUUUUUUCACUGACUACCUAGGUGAGAAGGAGUGGGACUUGCUAAUGUUUUUAGGAGAAGCUGCCACUGAGAGAUUGUACUUUGUCCUCAGUUCCCAGGCCCAGGAGAGUGAAGAGGCUCAGCUUUUCCAGAGGAUUCUAAAGUUGAAGCCAUCACAGCUACUGUUUUGGGAGGAGGAGGAAGCUGGGGAGAGAGGGAAGAAUAUGGAGGCUCUUCAAGCUGCUCUGCAGGAAGUGAUGUCCUCUUCCCUCAGAUGUGUGACCAUGGAGGAGAUGGGCUCCCUGGCCAGGGAGUUGGGAAUCCAGGUAGAUCAAGACUUUGAGAACGUUCAGGGAAUUCACAGUUCCUCUAGUGAAAACCUGGCUGAAGAUGAGAGACAACAAAGACACAGUCAGCCAGAAAGCUCAUCUGAAAGCGCAGCUGAGAUGCCUGUAAGCGAGCCUGGGGCUAGCUGGAAUUUUCAGAAUUUCCACCCCACCCCAGUACUCCUGCCUUCUCAGGAAAACUCCUAUCCUCUACCAACCAGAAUUGGAGGUAACUUUAACCAUGUGUAUCUGAAAGCCCCCUGGCUUAUGGGCUCCCACUUUUGGUCAGAGCAGAAGACCAGGUGGUUCCGUCCCUGGCCCUUUCAGAAAACAAGGGGCCAUGGUCGAGGUAAAAGUUUUAGGUCUCAGUACUUCCCACCCCAGAGAUUUUAUUCACCUGAAAGAUUUAUAAAAUUUCCAAGAACUUCUUGGGGAUAUUGCAUGGAUAAAACAAGACCUGUGUCUCAGCAUGUACAGGCCUGGCCUAAGAGACCACAGGAGGACAGAACAAUGGGAGCUUUGAAAAGAUCUGGGGCAGUGGUCUCCCACAAAGGUCACUUCCAUUCCCUGGGUUUGCAGCCAGCAGGAACAGUUGGGAAGCCACAGCCUAAACAAGCCUAUGCCCAGAGAACACAGCCAACUAGGGCAACUGGGAAUCUUAUAAAAACAACAUCCCAUAUUGAAGGUCUUUACCCCGAGGCCUUUCAAUCAGCUAGAGCCAUACAAACACCUGUAAGACCUGCUUUUCAGCAAGGAGCCAAACUGAAGGCACAGGAUGGGUCUUCAAAUCCAACUUUCCAAAUGGGAUCCUAUCCUAGGUCCAACAGCAAAUGUUCACCCAGCUCCCAGUUCACAUCCAACCAGCCCAAGCCACUUCAGGUCAACCAAGCCCAGCCUGUGCCCUCUCCACCCAAACCCACGCACACAAAACCCACUCAACCCCGCCCAUCCCAGACUAAACCCUUUCCAGCCAUCCCCACUCAACCCUGGCCCUCCCAAGCUAAACCCUCUCCACCUAAACCCACUCAGCCCAAGCCAUGCCCACCCCAGGCCUCCCAAUCCAAGCCUUCUCAGCCCAGGCCCACUCAACCCAAGUCAUGUAGGACCAGUCCUUCACAGGCUAAGACAAACAAUCCAAGAGCAGCACCCAAGAGGGGAGGAAAACGUUAAAGUGCUUACUCUAGAGACCUGUGAAACAAAUCCUUCACCCAGGCCAUUGCUAUCAUACAGUAACCUGAAGAAGAAUGGCAGAGGUGGUCAGAGAUUCCUAUCAUUAACAUGACAGAAAGAAAAAAAAAAGAUAUGCACAGCUUAACUGGUAUCAUUAAAAUAUCUGUAAGAAUUGUGUCUACCAAAAGAAAAAAUAUGAAAAGAAAUAAGAAUAGAAUCAGGGAGUAAAUAAAUUAACUGAACCCAGCCUUGAGUAUUAGGUAAUAUAUAACCUGAUUGCCAGGAAAGGUGCUGUUGAGACGACUCCAUUAAAUUAGGCUCAGACAGCUCAGUGUUACAAGAAAAACGGUUUUCGAUGUUUGCUGCUCCAGAGGUGUCUUAGUGAAAACUUUUUGGUUCACUUAUCAGCCACUAAGCAGAUAAUCUAUUUACCUGUGAUAACAGCUCCAGUUUGCUUGGAUGUUAUAAUUCUCUCAUUUUACCCUUACAUGCAGGAAUAAUGAGCUGAAAACCAAUGAGAUGAAUUAUUUUGCAUUUACUUGGGUAUGAUUUGUGUAUGUUUUAUAUUUGAAGUAUUUGUAGGGACGCCCAUGUGGCUAAGUUGUUAAGUGGCUGCCUUUGGCUCAGGGCUCCAUCCCAGGACCCUGGGAUCAAGCCCCCCAUAGGGCUCUUUGCUUAUCAGGCAGCCUGCUUCUCCCUCUCCUACUCCCCCUGCUUGUGUUUCCUCUCUCACUGUGUCUCUCUCUGUCAAAUAAUAAAUAAAUAAAUAUAUAAAUGAAAUAAAAUCUUAGAAAAAAUAUAGUAUUUGUAAUAGUUAAGGUAAUUUAGUUUAUUAAAAGAUCUGAUAUCCUCAUGAUUUCAACUUAAAAUGCAUAAUUGAAUUUUUGAUUUUAGAGUUACAAAGCUUGUAGAAAGCACUGCAAUGUUUAAGAGAACUUAAGAUUCACAAAAUUUGCAAUUUUACUUUAUUAGGUUCAUUACUAUCCUAAACAUUUGGGUAAGAUCUGCCAGUUACAAGCAUAAGUAAAAGGAAUAUAAUAAAUUUAAAAUAUUCAAAUGAAGUUUAAUUAAGCUUAUAAAUGAUACCAAAUAUUAAUAAAAGGCCACUUAAAGGUUAAUGUUAAAAUUCACUAGAUGUAGAAAUAAAAUAAUAAGAUUUGUAAUUUGGAUUAAGACCUCUGGUUUUUUAAUUUAACACUUUUAUAAAAUUAAUACUAAUUUUAAGUACUAAAAUAGCCCCACGUUGUCUUUUCUGGGUUAGAAAUUUUUUCGCCUUCAAGGAUGCCAAGGGAAAAAGAUCAUAUUGAUAAAUAGAUGAAAAAUGAUUUUUGAAAAGGAAUAACUAAUUUCUGAGAACAUGCUCAUACUCCAAUAGGCAUCCUUUAUUUAUGCAUGUCUUAAACAAUUAUACUGAGUAUUUACAGGGUGUUAAAUCUCUAAAGUCAUUGUAAGGAUGAAGAGAGAAAGGACUGUGCAUGUAGAUUUUUAUCUAUAUCUUUCCAAGAGAAAAAGCAUAAUACCUAGUGUAU
Lutra lutra (Eurasian river otter) is the source of this 6562-nucleotide messenger RNA. RefSeq names its product caspase recruitment domain family member 6 (gene CARD6). The record is from RefSeq and is a predicted model, not a curated record. The transcript is spliced from 4 exons. The coding region runs from base 1878 to 5033 and encodes 1051 amino acids. Gene Ontology annotation, biological process: regulation of apoptotic process. Lineage: Eukaryota; Metazoa; Chordata; Mammalia; Carnivora; Mustelidae.